Aspergillus niger is the source of this 990-nucleotide messenger RNA. RefSeq lists its product as hypothetical. The transcript is spliced from 4 exons. Lineage: Eukaryota; Fungi; Ascomycota; Eurotiomycetes; Eurotiales; Aspergillaceae. The record is from RefSeq and is a predicted model, not a curated record. The coding region runs from base 1 to 990 and encodes 329 amino acids.
AUGGCUCUUGACAAUGCUAGACGUGUCUACAUCCAGCUCAACAAUAUCGACCUUCAUACCAUCACUACGGACCUUUCCCGGCUCCAUGUGCAGCGGUUGAUGAGGCUCACCGCAAAACAAGCCUCGGAUAUCAGAGAAUUGUCAAUAUGCAGUGCUUCUGGAGGACCUCUGAGUCUUGGUUAUCGCGUUCUCCCGUCGUGCCCCCUGAAGUCACAAGCCUCAAAAGACUUGCGAGAAGCCCUCAAAAAACUCAAACAAUGCCGCACUCUCCGAAUUUCUGCAGUGGAAAUUAAGCAUACUGACUAUGAACUAGCAUGGAUGGGGGCUAUUGACAUGACUCACUCAGUGCUAUCCGCAUUCUGUGAGACUCAAAACUCCCUGAAAUCGCUCACCUUAGAUUUCAGGACAGAUAACGUAGCCUCACUUCUACGUGGUGGUCUCGAGAGAAUACCGUCCUAUGGCCCCGCUGAGCUGUCUCGUUUCCCAUUUGGAAGUUCAAGAAUUAACCACAUAUCACUCAAUCUCAACGCAAACAUAGCAGGUAGUCCUGGCUUGUGUGAGAGACUUUUACAUCCGCUAUAUACACGCUAUGGAGUAAAUGAGGUCUCACUUGACCUUGGAAAAGCCUAUGCAGAGAAUGUCGUUCUGGAUGUCUUGAGAGGCAUGGGCCAUCGCAUGCUUGAGCCAAAGUUAAAGCAGUAUUGCCAUUCUUUGCGGGUCCUGACUAUGGAGAACAUCAUCUUCAGAUAUAACUAUUGGCUGAGAUUUUUACACAGCUUAAAGCGUGAAUUCCGCCGUCUUCAAGAGGUAAAUCUGUUUUGGGAGGUGAACACUAGUUCGGAAAGCACCUCGCUCAUCACUCAAUGGAAUCACAAUACAAUCUAUGACAACACUCAAACUAGGGUGACCUACACUGGACCUGAAGAACACGGUGCCCUUACUGCUCUUGAGAAGAUAGCCAGUGAAGACCCUCUCUCCGUUCAUCUGUGA